Hyposmocoma kahamanoa is the source of this 2480-nucleotide messenger RNA. It is a transcript of the gene Alg12, whose product is annotated as dol-P-Man:Man(7)GlcNAc(2)-PP-Dol alpha-1,6-mannosyltransferase. NCBI's taxonomy places the organism in Eukaryota, Metazoa, Arthropoda, Insecta, Lepidoptera, Cosmopterigidae. Gene Ontology annotation, biological process: protein N-linked glycosylation. Gene Ontology annotation, molecular function: alpha-1,6-mannosyltransferase activity. The record is from RefSeq and is a predicted model, not a curated record. Gene Ontology annotation, cellular component: endoplasmic reticulum membrane. Bases 1 to 2205 code for a protein of 734 amino acids. The transcript is spliced from 8 exons.
AUGGUGCAAUUAGUUUAUAUUGUUUCUAGUUUACACAUAUUGCUAUGUCCGUUCACUAAAGUAGAAGAAAGCUUUAAUAUACAAGCGACUCACGAUAUAUUGUACCAUCGACAUAACCUCUCACAGUACGAUCACAAUGAGUUCCCUGGCGUAGUUCCACGGACAUUCGUUGGACCUUUCGUGAUUUCUGCAUUAUCAGCAUCUGUUGUAGGAAUAUUACAUUUGUUUGGGGUAACUAAGUUUUGGAUGCAAUAUGUCGUUCGGAUAACUCUAGCCAUAUCAGUGAUUGCAGCAUGGUGUCGAUUACGGAACACGUUGCAGAAGCAGUUUGGUAAUACCUACGCAUGGUGGUACACUAUCAUCACUGUAACUCAGUACCACUUCAUGUUUUAUAUGAGCCGUCCUUUACCUAAUAUUAUGGUUUUACCCUUAGUACUAUUAGCAUUUGAAGGAUGGCUCUCAGGCAAUCACAAGCAAUUUAUAUUAACAGCUGGUGCGGCUAUAGUGAUCUUCAGAUCUGAGCUGGCUAUGCUGUUUGGACUCUUCAUUAUUAUCGACCUGUACUUUAGGAAAAUUGAUGUCAUGUCAUUAAUGAAAAUUACAAUACCUGCAGGACUGGGAUUUGUCGCACUAACAAUGUUAGUAGAUUCGAUAUUCUGGGGCCGACCUGUGUGGCCAGAGGCUGAGGUAUUCUGGUACAACACUGUGCUGAAUAAAAGCUCCAGUUGGGGUACAUCUCCGUUUCUCUGGUAUUUUUACUCAGCGUUACCUCGUGGUCUCGGUCCAAGUCUAGUCCUCAUUCCAAUAGGCGUGUACCUGGACAAACGUCUGAUACAAUUGGUAGCACCAGCAUUGGUGUACAUACUCUUGUACUCCGUGCUGCCGCAUAAGGAGCUAAGAUUUAUUAUCUACGUCUUUCCAUUGCUCAAUAUGGCAUCAGCAGCCACUUGUGCUUAUGUAUAUAUUAGGCGGGGGAAGGCACCAAUCUACGAAUUACUAUUUUGGGGAACAACAGUGAUAGUACUGGGCAAUAUUGUAAUGACAGUUGCUUUCACAAUAGUAGCAAUGAAUAACUAUCCUGGUGGAGUAGCGAUCACGAGAUUCCACAAACUACUGAAAGGAGAGCCAUUUGUCCACGUGCAUAUCAGUAACCUAGCCGCACAAACUGGCGUGACGCGCUUCACACAACUAAACGGUCAUUGGAUAUACAACAAAACUGAAAACCUUAAUACUGAACAACUGCAUGAAUUUACUCAUUUGCUUAUAGAAGCUAAAAGCAAGUAUUCCUCAAACCUCAAAGCAUAUCAACAUACACACGUUGUUUUGGACAGUAUAGAAUCUUUCUCACAAGUAGCUGUCAAUUAUAAAUUAAUACCGCCCGUUAAGAUUAAGACUAAACCAGCUCUUUUUAUAUUAGAAAGGAAAGAUUUCCGUGAAUAUCCUCAUGGACAUAGCAUUAGCUUCGAUAGUGUUCUUGAGACAGACAGUGGAUCCAGACAAAUGUCAAGAGAGGUCAAUGAUGCUAGUUAUUUGGAAGAAGAUGUAUAUGUACCGCAUAAAGCCGAAUUAAUAACUGAGGAAGACAAUGUUAGUCAGAUAGAAGUAGAAAUUAUGAAUACAGAGCCAUCUAUAUUGACACCUAGUAUGACUACUAUAAAUGAAGAUAUAGAAGCUCAGCAACCUGAGGAGAAAUAUGAAAAUGUUAAAUUAGGAAAAAUCAAAAAGUCAUUUGAUGAACUGAAAUUGUUAAGGAAAGAGAGGAAAAUGAAAGCUAUAGAAAAAAUUAAGUCAGAGACGCGAAAAGAAGUAGUUGCAUCAGCAAAAGAAAAAUUGAAAGAGAUCAUGAAACGCCAUAAACAUAUAGCUGAAGAACUCUCUGAAGCUGUCAUAGAUGAUGUUAAGAGUCAAAUAGAAGAAAAGGAUGGUAGGGGGGAUAUACCUGAAACUGAGCUUAAUCUUGAACCAGAAUUAAGCAAUAUUCAAGAUAUUGUACCAAAUGUAGAACCAAUCGAAAAUCCAAGUGAAUCAAUAAAUCGCACAAACGAAAACAUAGACGCCAUUGUAGAAGAAGUCAUAGUUAGACUUAUAGAUAGAAAAAUUUAUGAUGAUAAAACGAAACCAGAGGAUAUCAAAGCAGAAGACCGACAAGUUAUACAAAAAAUAGUGGAAGAGAUUCUUGCCGAAAAAAUGAACUUUACGACAUAAACUUAUGUGUUUUAAUAACACGUUUAUUAAAUAAAUGCUGGCUUUAUGCAUAUAAAUUGUUGUGAGCGAUCCCGAUCUUACAAAAAACUAUCAAAUGUUUGUUUGUGUGUACAUAACUAUUGUAAGUGCGUACACUUAACUCAAGUAAGCAAAAUGUAAAUCGCGCUAAACAUGAAUAUCACAAAUUACGAUAAUCUUAGAUCAGAUAGUUAUAUUGUAUAAUACAAAAAAUUGUUUAUUAAAUAAAUCAAUCGAUACGGUAAUAUUUAACGUGA